GUUGUUAGCCGGCCGCCAACAAGAAGAAAGAAGGGGGGCGGUGGAGACGACAUACAAACACUAAUAGUGAAGAAAGAGCGUGUGUGUAGUUUCAGUGACACCACGGACAUUAAUAAGUGUCACGAAUGGCCUUCGCUCUCCCAGUGUGGCUCGUGGUGCAGGAGGAGCUGCUCCAAAAUGGCGCGGACGACUGUGGGACUCCGAGUUGCUUUGACGAAUAUGACGACGAAACUUUGUUCCAGCUCUUUCACCUCACCAGAACCUGCAUCACUUUCAUCACUGACUCCAUCCGCCGCCGCAUGAAGACGGUCACUGUGGAGAAAGUCGACCUGUCCGUGGACGCCAUGGUGAUGGUGGCGCUCAACUACUACGCGCAGGGAGUGUCGUCCCCCGUCGUGAUGGACAGGGUCGGGCUCACGACCACGGACCGCGCGUCUUACAUUAUCGCCACGGUCUCGGGCAUCAUCGUGGGCAUGUCCGACCAGUUCAUCUUAUUCCCACGGACCCGGGACGCGCGAGGUAAAGUCGCGUAUCAGUUCGAGAGACUGAGUGGCAUUCCUCACGUGGUUGGAAUCCUGGCUCCGGCUCACUUCAAGAUCAGAGCCUCUCCGUACGAGAAGAGCUCGUUCCGGUCUUUCGUCAACAGCCAGGGUUACACUUCUGUGGUGAGCCAGAUCAUCUGCGACUCUGAGGGCAACAUCCUGAGCGUGGACAAGUGCUGCGUGGGCAGCACGUCCGAGCAGGAGAUGUGGGAGUCAUCAAGCGAAGGCAAAGACAUCGAGAAGCAAUUCAAUUGGCUCGUUGGCGGUAAAGGUUACCACUUAAGCAGUCACAUCUUGACUCCUCUGUCGGAUCCUGUAAGCGACAGUGAGAUUCGCUUCAACGUGGCCCAUGAGCAGAUCCUGGACAUCAUGCGGACGACCCUAGGCUCCAUGAAGAGACGCUUCAGGUGUCUGAUGCAACUUGGCUUUGCACAGGAAGCCACCUUGCACAGAAAGUGUAACAUCAUCAAGGCGUGCAGCGUCCUGCACAACAUUGCAAAGAAGUUCUCGGUGCCUCCCCCACCUGCGGCUGGAAAAAUCGAGCCACUGCAUCCAGGCAAGCAGCAUUCGGUGCCGUUAGAGAUCUGUCCUGAGGCUGUGAAAGCCAGACAGAAAAUCAUCGAUGAGGUCUUCUCUUCAGGCUCCAGCAGCCAGGAGCCACCGGGGGACAACAUUACUGAGGAGGAGUGAGCGUCUGUUUGCUCCAGGAAGCAAGCAAGUUAUCGCUGGUUUGAGAACUGUUUGAAGAGCUACAGUCUACCCUUUCAGCUGGUUAGCGUUA
Molecule: messenger RNA, 1323 nt
Organism: Solea senegalensis (Senegalese sole)
Lineage: Eukaryota; Metazoa; Chordata; Actinopteri; Pleuronectiformes; Soleidae
Product: putative nuclease HARBI1
Exons: 2
Coding region: 126-1232 (368 amino acids)
Source: RefSeq, a predicted model, not a curated record